AUGGCCGAAGAAGUCGACUACGAGUCGCUUCCGAUUAACUCUCCGCUCUCGCAUCAGCUUGCAGCUGGCGCCUUCGCGGGAAUCAUGGAACACUCGAUCAUGUUUCCCAUCGACGCUAUCAAGACACGGAUGCAGGCGCUGAGUGCAACUUUGGGGUCAACCACGGCUGCCACGAAAUUGCCGUCUAACAUAGUUCAACAGAUUGCCAACAUAUCGACCACUGAGGGCUCGCUAGCGCUUUGGAAGGGUGUGCAGUCCGUGAUUUUGGGCGCAGGCCCGGCCCAUGCCGUGUAUUUCGCCACUUACGAGAUGUGCAAGGGCUAUCUCAUAGAUCCCCAGGACUUCCAAACGCAUCAGCCGCUCAAAACUGCAGCGAGUGGAAUCGCUGCCACUGUCGCCGCUGAUUUCUUGAUGAAUCCCUUCGACACCAUAAAACAACGCAUGCAGCUUCAGUCAAUUUCUCGUAGCGGCAUGUGGUCUGUCGCAUCGGCGAUACGUCGAAACGAGGGCCUAGCCGCUUUCUACUAUUCCUAUCCGACUACGAUCGCCAUGAAUAUUCCCUUUGCAGCAUUCAAUUUCGUCAUUUACGAGUCUUCCACAAAGCUUUUGAAUCCGACAAACUCCUACAACCCACUCAUACAUUGCUUAUGUGGUGGCAUUAGCGGCGCUGUUUGCGCAGCGAUAACCACACCCCUAGAUUGCAUCAAAACCGUUUUACAAGUGCGCGGAAGUGAAAGUGUUGUGAUCCCAUUGUUCAAAAAGGCCGACACGUUUUCCAAAGCCUCAAGCGCCAUUUACAAAGUGUACGGCUGGUCCGGUUUUCUGAGAGGAUUAAAGCCUCGUAUCAUCAGUAACAUGCCUGCCACCGCCAUAUCAUGGACUUCAUACGAAUGUGCCAAGCAUUUUCUGUUUAGGGGAGAUCACUUUUUGUAA
Messenger RNA from Lachancea meyersii CBS 8951, 933 nucleotides. Lineage: Eukaryota; Fungi; Ascomycota; Saccharomycetes; Saccharomycetales; Saccharomycetaceae. The record is from the annotation of a GenBank genome assembly.